CAUGAGUUGUUUUAAACUGUUCGAUGUCAACGGCACCACCGUCCGAUGGUCGCCAUGGCCACCGUCCGAUUCACACCCCACGAACGGGGCGUCCGGCUUCUCGUGGUAGCCUCGGUGCUGGCCAUCAGCACCUUGCAGGGCUGCGAGCCUGAGACCCCAGAGGAGCUUCAGGGCACCAGUGACACAGCCUUGGCUUUUGCUAUCGUUGGCACUGUGCUUGCAGUGUUGGGCCUUGGCGGUGGUUGGUGCUCGGUGUGCAUGGACGACGGGCCGUCUUCGGAAAAACGCUCAUACUGCGCCUGCGCAGUGGGAUUUCUUUGCUGCUGGCUCGUCGUUGGUCUUCCUCCUUGGAUUGUCUUCGCCAACUACCAAGCGCAAAUGACAUGCGACACGUUGCGCAGCAUGCAGCCGGAGCUGUGCUGGAGGGGUACCUGGUGGGGAUGGCAGGAGGGUUCGGAGGGUUCAGGCUUCACAGCACUGGAAUGCUGCAGGGGUCCGCCCGUGGCAACUGUGACAAUGACAUCCGUGACCAUGACAUCUACGACUAUGACACUCACCACUCUGCCCGCGAUCCCUUACUGCCAAUGCGAAGCUGCAUCAAGCUCAGCCCUUCAAUGCGAGACUGGCGCUGGGCGAAGCUGCAUCACCAAUUUGACGGAUUGGACGGCUUGCUUUGAAGAGGGACGCCUGUGUGAAGCGAGUGACGGAUGCAUCACAAAGCCAGAAUUUGUGGCGAACUGUGCGCAAUUUGGCAAAGCAGAGUGCAAGGAGCAGAGGGCAUGUUACUACCAAGCCCCUAAUUUGGUCUAUAGAAUGGCUUGCAGGAGCCAAGGCGCCAACAAUGCAAGCGCAAAAGCCCAUGCACUUUGCUCUGAAUACAGUAGCAAAAUGACGUGCAACGGGCAAACAAUUUGUCAAUGGACACUUGUUGAGUAUGACAAUGAGCCUUGCAAGAAUGGUGGCGUGCACGUUGGAUGCCUUGGCAUCACAGAGCAGCUGGAUGCUAGAUGUGCCAUCCAUGAAACGUCGUCUUCAUGCAAACUGGGGUCUGAUCAUGACAUUUGUGAGUGGAAAGGGCUUUGCCACUGCACGUCAGAGUUUUUCGGCGACAACUGCCUGCAGGAGAGGGUUCAAUACGUGAAUGGAGGGCUGUGCCUCCAGAGUGCUUCGCGCCCAGCCAUUUGCAAAGGCUUGGUGAUUGCCGCAUCUUCCGAGGAUCGGGAAUUCUGCAGCCCUGAGCAGGAUUGCGAAGUUUGGGACCGGGUGAAGUACAUGCUCGGAAUCAUGUAUGAAGCUGAACUUGGGGACAUUAUCAUUGACAGUCUCGCCAUAUGCUUCUGCCUUGCGGCCCUUUGCUUAAAGCAUAAGGGUCAGCGUGGGAAGUACAUCCUUUUGGCGACCUUCGUCAGCUUCAUGGCAGACAUUGCCCUGGAGGUCUUGUUGGCAGACUCUGUUGGAGGGGCCAAGGAUGUUGUGGCCGAGUUAGAGGAAGCUGUUUGCAUCUCCCCACAAGGUGACUUCUACAAUUCGCUGGUGAUCCUAAAAGAUUUGGCAAACACCAUCGCAACUCUCGCAUGGGUGAACGUGGGAAUUGCCAUUCUUGGUGGCCUCAGCGAGGUCUUGCAGACCUUCAUGGAUGCAUGCGGCAAGAAGGUGCUGGAACGUACUGCAGUUGGCUUGGUGGUGGCAGCAUCCGUUUUUGAGCUGGGGCUCGGAUGCAUUAGCUUUGGGUUCAACACCCUGGAGUUCAUCGCCGUGGUGAAAGAUAUCGAGGUUGCUGCCCUAGGCUUGCAGACCAUGGAAGACGACUAUGGACACAUGUGCUAUGUGAGGAAUCCCGAUUUGACGCCAGCAACUGCGCAGGGUGUGAUGUGGAUCCAACCUGGUUUGAUCAUGGUGAUGCCUAGUGUGGUGGUUUGUUGCUUCUUCCUGGCUGCAGCAGUCUACACCUACAGGUGUGCUCCGCCGGAUGAACCUGAAGAUGAGGCACCUCAAGAGGUGGUGAUCACCACACCGCGCACGCCCGGCACGCCGCGCUCCGCGGAUGCUCCGGUGCCUCCAGAUGUGCCUGAUGGAAGUGAAGAUUGAAUCGUCCAGGCCGAGGCCCAGGCAUUACGUGCGCCUGGGUGUUCCUCCGAUCGCAGCGACCCAGGGCGCGCUUCCGCGGAAGCGGCGAUGGAACUCGGCCGAGUCGUGAGCAGAAUGGCCGAAUGGCCCGAAGAACCAGUGGCGGUGGUUGGAAGGUCCCAAGCACCUCCCAGUCGGCGGUGCUUGAGCAUAUGUGGUGACAGGUUUGAAGAUCUGGUCGAAAACAUCCCAGUCAGCGGUGUCUUGUUUUUGUUUGUGUUUUUUUUUUUUUAUCAUCCUUAAACUCCAUAUAGAUCCCAGGGCCCAUCUGCACUGGACAUGACAUGUUGGACUAAACAUGUUGGGCAAAAAUCAACCAACCACCAUCAGCGUCUGAGACGCUCAUCUUUCAGACUCAGCUCCCCUUCGCAGGCAUGCUUGGAAGGGAGGCGAUCAUGUUGGAGGUUGCUCGGGCGGCGCAUCUCCCCUGCCACGCGUGUUUUUUUGUUUGUUUAAGGUGACCGGUGUUAAUGUCGCAAGAUGAAGUAAGAUCAUGGAAGUGAAGAACUUGUUCGGGGCCCACUAUUCAGGGUAAUGCUGGAUGCGUAGUUUGCGGGGGAUGUGCAUAGAAGUUGCCUUAAUUUGACUGGUUUAUGUUUAUGGGUAUGGCUCGAACAUGAGCUCUCCCUAACCCCCAGUUGGUCGAGCAAAGACAGAUCAACAUAUAUAAAUGUUCUGGGGCAUUUAUUUUGAGCCGCACCCGCGCAGAAUCUGUUUGAUUCUGGCAAUGUUUAGAAAGAUGUCUCACUUGUCAUGUUCGGGUGCUCCCUUCUGUGCCAAAUGGCGGACGGCAGCUCAGGACGGCCAACACGACACACCGCAGAGUCGGACCUAAAAACAACCACGUUGCAACAGCCGACGUCUUAGACGUCUCAGACGUCUCCGCGCGCGGGGUACGCAUCAGACGCAGACGACCUCGUGGGUCGUCGGCGGAAUCGACGUGGAGUAUCGUCGGUGCCCGGGAAGAGCCACGUUUUCCAAGAGGUGGGAGUCCAAAGCACAUGAAACCUGGGGGCGGCAGCGCAGGGCGAACAUCGGCUUGAAGAAUGGUCCUCAAACAGUUCCCUGUCGAGCACGAGUGGAUUACAUUUGCCAUAGCCAUGGCCCAAUUGGGGCGUGAACGGCCGAGCUGUUCGACACCUUCUUUGGUGGAACCUGACGCCGAGACGGGACGCGCGCGCGACACGCCGCCGGUUGAUCACCCCGAGACGACGACACGGUGGACGGCGUGGACGGCGACGUGGCCUCGAAAAGGUUCAUCCUCUACAACCGGGGUGUUUUCACUCCACGUAACCAUGUGAGUUCCAGGGAGAGUACGUACUUGAUUGACUGGGGUGACCAAUGGUGACUGACUAUGGUCGGCACUACUUGAGGUGGCUGUUGGGUGACUAUUGGUUCUGGCACCCCUGGCCUGUUCUCGGGAGUCAGGAGUCAGCCGCCGUCCAUGGGGCAGAUCCUGCAACCUGCCUUCUCCGUGACCCGCAGAGCGUCGGGCUAUGAAGUGGCCAGCAGCGGGGAUGCGAUGGAAAAUGAGUCCAAUUCGACC
Messenger RNA from Durusdinium trenchii, 3673 nucleotides. Lineage: Eukaryota; Dinophyceae; Suessiales; Symbiodiniaceae. The record is from the annotation of a GenBank genome assembly.